Messenger RNA from Strongylus vulgaris, 619 nucleotides. NCBI's taxonomy places the organism in Eukaryota, Metazoa, Nematoda, Chromadorea, Rhabditida, Strongylidae. The record is from the annotation of a GenBank genome assembly.
GGUGCUGCAGACAUUCAAAAUUUUUGUGACAAAGAACUCUUGCUGCCUUUUUAUUACCUUCUGUAUUUAGUGGGUCACAUGGGAGUCUGGUAUCGGGGAACUGCAACCAUCUCUGGAUGAGUUGCCGGUGCUGCACACUGCUUUUGUGCAGACUGGUGAGGAACUUCAUUACUUCAGCGAAUCUGGGCGAUUUGAAACGGAAAUGAUGGUAGGACAUAGAGUACAAUCCGACACUGCUAGCGGAGGGACGAAGGCAAAAGAGAAAAGGUAUAAUGUACGGAGGAUGGCAGGAGAUGAUUCGCUACCAAUUGAGUUUGACCCUCCUUUCCUCGAUUUUGGUGAAAAUGCCGUUGGGCAGUCUUCUAAGCGACGAAUCUUUGUUAGGAGCCGGCUUCAAAAGGCUGUUAUGUUGGAUUCCAUUAUUGGGGCUACUGUAAAUUUUCACACAUCCUUUUUCAACACCGUUGAAAUCUCUCCGCUCGGAACAGCAUUUUUUGAGGUCGCAUUUCUUCCUCGUGAGGAAGGCAAAGCUAGUGUUGCUAUAAAUAUACAUACUUCUGUUGGUAUCUUUGUGUAUCAUUCAGUUGUGCACCAAUUUACAAAUCCAAAAUCAGUGUAG